AUGCAUUAUCUCACGUACCUCAACUGCCUCGCGGCGGUAGCGGCGGCGUCACCUCUGGCCGUCGCCGAGCCGGCCAACAUCGACGGCAGCACCUUCACGCUACGACAGGUCGAAAACAAGGACUUUGCCGGACAGACGGGUCUCGACGAGUUGGUGUGGGCGUAUAUCAAGUACAACGCCGAGCUGCCUGCCAAGGUGCGCGAGGCCAUUGUCAUCGGCAAGCACGUCAACGCUCGGUUCAAGGGGCUCGUACAACGAGGAACAACAGACGACAAAUCAGCGUCGUUCGGUACGGUGCAGGCGUUCCCGCCGCGCAACGUGGACAUUCAGUACGUCGUGCCGGUGCAGAUCGGGUCGCCGCCGCAGACGGUGUUCCUGAACCUCGACACAGGGUCCGGCGAUCUCUGGACAUUCUCGUCCGAGACACCAGAGUGGCAGCGCGGCGAUCACCGCAUCUACAGCCCUGAGCUGUCCAACACGUCGGUGCUGCAAGACGGACUCACGUGGCGCAUCACAUACGGCGACGGGUCGGGCGCCUCGGGCAACGUGUACAACGACCGCGUGGCGCUGGGCAAGACGUCGUUCGCGGCGCAGGCGAUCGAGUCGGCGUCGCAAGUGUCACCGUCGUUCACGCGCGACUCGUUCGCGUCGGGCAUCCUGGGCCUCGGGUUUGGGCGUGGUAACACGGUCAAGCCGCGGCCGGUCAAGACGUACUUUGAGAAUGUCAUGCCGGCGCUCGCAUCGCCCGUCUUCACGUCCAACCUGCAGGCGGGGCGGCCGGGCAACUACAACUUUGGGUUCGUCGCGCGCAAUGAGUACACGGGACGCAUCGGGUACACGCCAGUGACAAAGCGCAACCCGUACUGGGAGAUCAAGGUCGACGGCACGCAGAUUGGCGGCGGCGAGUACAACAGGACGACGACGCUCGACCGCGUCAUUGUCGACACGGGCACGACGCUGCUCAUGCUGCCGGACGAGCACGUCGACGCCUACUACGACCAGGUCGAGGGGGCGCGGUUCAGCCCGUCGUGGGCGGCGUAUCUGUUCCCCUGCGACGCCACGCUGCCCGACUGGACGUUUGGCCUCGGCGACUAUCGUGGCAAACUGCCGGGCCGGUAUGUGCGGUAUAACCAGGUUAACGAGACGCAUUGCUUCGGCGGCAUCCAGAGCUCGGCUGGUAUCCCGUUCGCCAUCUUUGGCGCUGCGCUACUGAAGGCACAGUUUGCCGUUUUCGACUAUGUGGAGGCCGACCGCGAGGUGCAGCCGAGGGUUGGGUUCGCGAAUAAGCCGUUGAGGUAA
This is a messenger RNA of Verticillium dahliae VdLs.17, 1299 nucleotides long. RefSeq names its product endothiapepsin. Lineage: Eukaryota; Fungi; Ascomycota; Sordariomycetes; Glomerellales; Plectosphaerellaceae. Gene Ontology annotation, molecular function: aspartic-type endopeptidase activity. The record is from RefSeq and is a predicted model, not a curated record. The coding region runs from base 1 to 1299 and encodes 432 amino acids. The transcript is spliced from 2 exons. Gene Ontology annotation, biological process: proteolysis.